UGAAUUUCUAGUAGACUUAAGGCAUGAAGACCCAAAUUACGGAAAGAUCCGUUAUCCGGAAAACCCCAGGUCCCGAGCAUUCUGGAUAAUCGGGUCCCAUACCUGUAUAGUAAAACUAACUGUUCCUUGCAUCUGUCACCUUACAUGUAUCCUCAAAUGCGCUUUCUUUAUGUAAAUGUAAAUGCACCAAGUGGGGGGGGGGGCUGAGUGAGACGUAAUUUCAAUACGUUGUAUAACUGUUUAUAUGGUCUGUAUUGACAAAGCAAUCUUAUCUUAUCUUAAACCACAAUAUUGUAUUUUUAAACAUGAGUGCAGUAUUUUUCAUCAUGUCAGUCAUUUUGUGUUUACUGGCACUUGACUGAUUGGUUAGUAGGAAAGCACCUACAUGCAUAUUGUAUGUAUAUUGUGGAAUUCACUCAUAUGUACCCAUCCUCAGCGUAUCAUCCUAUGACAUCCUGUGGCAUUUAUAUUCACACAUAUUCUAUGUGCACUGCAUAUUGUGAGUCAGCCCCUAAGAUUAGUAAGUGACAGCAGCACAGUCAAGUUCAGUGAAUCAGCAGAAAAGAAGAUGAGGAGCUACUGGGGCAUCUUUGGUGGCACAGAUUUUCCCUGAUAAAGGGCUGUGGUUGCCUUGGGCUGGUACAGAAGCACAAAACAUAAUGUACAACAUUUCUAGCUACUUCUUUAGUUAAGUUUUAGUUCUCUUUUAAAUCUUUUGGCACAAGAUGCCAUGCAAUGCUCACUCAAGCAGGCAGGGUUUAAAUCCCUACAUAGCUGCAUUAUCAUGGGAAAACAGGAACCUUUACUAUACUGCCAUUAAAAAGAUAGAUGUUGGGGUCCUGUAGCCACAUUGAAAAAUUACCUGCCUUACUGCAGAAUAAAUCUACUGAAGUAAAUAUGCCUCCUGGCACAGCUGUCUUACAUUGACUUGCUGAUGGAAAGGGUUCUAUGGUGCCUUCGUGACAUUUUAAUCUGAUGAUCAUACUUCCUGAUGUGACUUCUGAUGCCCUGAGUAUGCUGCAGUGCUGAGUAGUUUAGAUUUUGAUCUAUCUAAUCACUGAAAAUAUAGAAUAAAUUCAUACUAUAUAAGCAGUUCAUAUUGUAUGCCAGGGAUGGAGAGAAUUGUUUGCUCCUUCCAGUCACCAUAAGGAUUUACAUAACACUAUUACAUGUUUGUGCUCCCUGAAAGAAUAACCUUGUUAUAGCUGGACAUAUAACCUAUUGCUUGGUAAAGAGAAACCGCUACUGUUUGGGUGUGUCAAAACAUUGCUAUCUCCCAGAUAUCCAUCCAACAAUGUUCCACCAGAUAAAUGACUUUUUGUUGUGCUGUGAACUGUUGAUAUAAAGUUUAUAUGUGAAUUUUUCAUUGUUCUCUUCAAAGCAGUUUGAUUUUUAUUUAUUCCCAAAAAGGGAUUGCGACAUAUAAGAAACAUUUUUUGCAUGGGAGCAGAUUCCUGAUGUCCAGUAUCUAGAGCUGUAUACACUGCUGUGUGAAAUCCUUUAUGACGGCAGAGCACUGUCUCAGCUACAAGCUGUGGUUAAUGAUUUCACAAUGGUUGGGAAAGGCUUAGGCCAAUGGCACACAAGGAAAUUAGUCUUCCCCAUCGGAAGCCAACAAGAGGAAGAAUUUACCCCUUAGAGCUUAAAAUCCAAAUGAGUGUGCUAAACAGAUGUUAUCAGACUCGGCGUUGGCAGUUCUUGGCACUUGCUGUGAACUUCAGCUUUUACCCAUCCGUAUUCUCUGCUUUGAAAAAGGACUGCAGCAACUCUGAUGGAUUUCCUCGACCAAUGAGGAUUUCACAUGCACAAAAACGACUUGCUUUAUCCAACAUGAAGCUUGAAAUAAAGGAGGAUUCCAUAUAUGCUGCAACUGCAGAGGAUCCUGGCUUUUUACCACUUAUUCUUUACAUUGCAAUAGCUGGCCUGCAUUUACUAAAGAAAGACUAAUAGAUAUGAUUGGAGGAGUUCUAAUCUUUGUCAAACUGCGACUGUGUAGUAACAUAUAAAGCACUCUUUUUGCUUCUUCAAGCAGCUUCACAGUUUUCAGCAGCAUUAGAUAGAAGAGAUGGAGGUAGAGAAGCUACAGUUCAGAGAAACUGAGGUUACACUGAAGAUAAGCUAGAAUGCCUGCGUUUCAAGAACAGCAUGACUGCCAAAACGUAAUGUAAAUUUUAAUAAAUAUCACAUUUUUCGAGAUUUAUUAUACCCGGAAGCUGGAAAUAGCUAGAAUCCAAAAAUACUCCAACUAAAAUCUGUCGAGGUCAUUAAAAAUCAAAGGCAGAGGUCCCUUGAGCCGUUUGUAGCCUUUAUGAUGUUCAGUCGUUUUUUUUUGGUUGUUUUCGCUCCAAAACUCAAUCAAUUCGAGUAUUUGAAUUUUUCACCCCGACUACACUGAUUCAAGUUUUUUACAUUACAUUUCAUAAAUAAGAAAACAUUCAGCAUGGAAAUAAAUCUGCUUCCCACUGUAGACCAACAUUGUGUUUUUCUUUAUCAUUCAGUGACUGAGAUACUGUAUUUGUACCCAUCACAUAUACUUGCAUGCAGGUCCAGACUGAGAAUUAAAAUAGGCCCUGGCAUUUCAGGUACACAGAGGCCCAAUCAGCCCACACAGAGGCCCAUAUGCAAAUUAGGAUUCGGAUUCAGUUCAGCCGGGCAGAAGGAUUUGGCCAAAUCCGAAUCCUGCUGAAAAAGGCCGAAUCCCGAACAGAAUCCUGGAUUCGGUGCAUCCCUAUAGGUAACAGGAAUGUACUGUAUAUACAACUCAGUAAAAGAUAUAGUGAUCAUCAAGUGUGACAUAAAAUUAUCCAUAUAGUACUAGAAAACCAAUUAUCCUAUUGUUGAUAGUAUCCUGGAUGGAUAUCUGUUAUAAAAAUCUGCAUCUAGGAAAUGAUAGCUUAUAUACACAGCUUAGUAAACCAGAGUGUUGAGAAAUCAGUGUAUAGUAACUGUCAUAUAGGAGAUAGAUUAGUGAAUUACAUGUACAUGAGAGAGCAAAAACCAGGUAAAUAAACCAUUAGAGGUUAGUGACAAAUUGCCACUGUGUACCCUGUUUCAUUCUAUUGGUGCAGUUACUGGAGGCUGGUGUGAUAGAGCUGGAGCCGCUUAUUAUUGUAAAGUUACAAAUUACAGGAUGAAUACAACAAGUUAAGUAUCUCACAAAUCACAUACAUUAUAGCACUCUCAGUACUGAGCAAGUGAAAUAUCCUGCUCACUACUAAUUUUUACUCUUUCUGAGCUAUAUUUAUUAGCAGGCCCAGCAGCCGCAAUCUACAGUGAAUCAUAAAUUCUCCUACAAUGGUGUGUGUGUGUGAGGCAUUAUGGAAGAUUCCCAACCAGGUAUUACCACAUCCGCAAUUCAACUCUUAAAAGGACAUCAACAAGAACCACUUGAACCCACAGAAAACCAUAACAUUGGAACGGAUCUUGGCUAAAAUGCUCCCUACGUUGCUUUUCCGGUUUUUCUUCAGCAACAGUAAUGAAUAUUAUCAAGUGAAGUAUUUCCUUGGAGCAAUUGUUGGAUUGUGCAUCGGAAGCGCACUUUACUUUUUGCUGGUUUAUCCAUUAACCACCUUGAAUGACCAGAUCAAAGUCUGCAUAUUUAUUGUUAAUAAUGCUAUAUUUUCCUUCGGAUGGGCAAUGUCCACUAAUUUCCGCUGCUCGACAUUGAUGAUACUCCUGCUUAUCCUGUGCGAAAGUACAGGUGCCCUAACAACUACAGUUGCUAUCAAAGCAAUCACUGAUGGCCCUGUUCCUAAUAUGAUGAAAAAUAUAGAACUACUUGUAAUGAGCUUUGAGUGUACAGGAGAGAUGACCCUUAACCACACAAAGAUGAUGUACACAUCAAUGAUGGAACCUAUAAAGAGGAUAUUUGGUCAAUUGACGAAAAGGUCAUCGAAUUUAACAAAGGACACCAAAGAAAUAACUGAUGAUUUCCGUGAGGUAGAAGAAGAAGUUGAAAGCACUGAGGGAUACGACAAUGUGAGAGAGAAAGAACUGAUAAGGGAAGAAAUCGAGAGAAACAAAACGUUACUAAUGAAUACUCAGAAGAAAUUUAGCAUGAAGACUUUCCUGCGCUGUGAACAUCUCUUUGAAAUGGGCAUAGGGAAGUGCCAUGAAUGGUUUGAUCAGAAAUAUGAUGAAUGCAUGGAGACAAUAUGGUUACCUGUUCUCAAUCAUGCAUUGUGCUGGCCAAUGAAAUUGAAAUUUGUCUGCGGCGCUUUAAAUUGGUUCCUGCCAUUGUGCAAGAAGCACAUCCGCAUCGACCCUUUGUUUGGAGAACUCUAUGAUAAUAUCAGUGGGGCCAUUGACACAUUCAAGCAAAAUGUCACUAUAGAUGUUCAAAUUACGGUCAGAAACAAAACCAUAUUUGAUACGACACUGAAGAAAGUCAAACAAAAUGUGUCCGAAACCGUUGAAGAGAGCGAAUCAGUUUCACAGAAAGCUAUGAAGGCUAUAAAAAUAGUUUUGUCUCUACUCUUCCUCCAAUACAUCAGUUCAGCUUUUGGCUAUGUUGAGAAUUACAAUUCAAACCUUCGCCACGACAAUGUGUACAUAACAACGUACUUCAAACAAAUCGACGCUCGUAGGAGGAAGCAGGGAAAGAGGCACCUGCUACCGCUGAAAAAAGGGGAACGUGCAGAUUUAAUUUACCCAAUAAACUUUGCCCUCCAUGGACCAGAGGUGAAAGCAUUGACAAGCGCUAUGAUAGGGUGCAUUCCGCUGAUUGUUAUUUGCCUGCUUUUACUUGGACUGGAUUUGGGUGUCCAAAAUAUCAUGGACAUUACUAUCAAGCAUUCCAAUAUUAGCUACAACUUUGGCUUUAAACACAAUCUAGAAGUGAUUGUUGGUGGCACCGGAUUCCUGGCAAGAUUUCUCCGGAACACAAUUGGAAAUAUCAAUACGUCCUCUAAUGCGCUUCAUGUGACCAAUAAUACUGUUUGUCUGGCGCAACCGAUUCAUCUGACGUCCCAGCAAUAUAUCGGCACUUGUUUACUACUGACCAUCACGCUGAUCCUUCCUUUUGUCCAGAUAUACAUGAGCCGACUGUGCAGAGUCCUGGCUGCUUACUUUUACCCUAAGACGGAGAAAAGGCGAAUUCUCCAUCUCUAUAAUGAGCUACUGAGGUACAGGGACCUGUAUUUAAAUAUAAAGAGGAAGAACUUAAUGAUCACUGCCAACCGCCACAGAAACUUUAUGAUGUCUAUACCUGGUAUGCUAUUCCGACAAAUGAAAUGGCUGAGAGUCAUUAUAAAGCGACGCUGUUUGGUUUGUAAUGCCAAAGAAACCAAGACUUCCUAUAUUUGCAAGACAUCAAACUGUGACACAGCCUACUGCCUCGACUGCUGGAAGGAGAUAAAGAAAUGCUGCUUUGUUUGCUUACCAGAUGAUUUAAUUGAAAAUUACUUCUGUGAAGAAUAAUACUACAGUGAUGGCGGCCCCUCCCCCUUUUUAAAAAAAUGUUUUGUAUAAUAUACUUUUUUUAAUAUAUUUUGUAAAAUAUAUUAAACAUAUAUUUUAUAUAAUCAGUAUUUAAUAAACUUUAAUAAACUUUUAUAAAUAUGUGUCCAUUGUAUUACCCAGUCACAGAGCCUCUCACAUCUGCUGAUAGCUGCAGUCAUUUUGUUUCUGGCUGCAACACAACAAACAGGGUGCCCCCCCUCCAGAUUCAGCCAUUCUGCUCGCCAUCUUUGUAGCCAUUCUAAGGAACUUGACUGGCACUGACUUGUGGGCAGGGUCGCCAUCAGGGGGGGAUGGGGGAGAGUUGUAGGGGGCCCCGAGGGUAAGUGGGGCCCGGCCACGCCACACUUACUUGAUUAG
Xenopus laevis (African clawed frog) is the source of this 5817-nucleotide messenger RNA. RefSeq names its product E3 ubiquitin-protein ligase DCST1-like. NCBI's taxonomy places the organism in Eukaryota, Metazoa, Chordata, Amphibia, Anura, Pipidae. The record is from RefSeq and is a predicted model, not a curated record. Bases 3433 to 5418 code for a protein of 661 amino acids. The transcript has 19 exons.